Messenger RNA from Trichoderma virens Gv29-8, 1077 nucleotides. RefSeq lists its product as uncharacterized. The transcript is spliced from 3 exons. Bases 1 to 1077 code for a protein of 358 amino acids. Gene Ontology annotation, biological process: alcohol metabolic process. The record is from RefSeq and is a predicted model, not a curated record. Gene Ontology annotation, molecular function: zinc ion binding; alcohol dehydrogenase (NADP+) activity. NCBI's taxonomy places the organism in Eukaryota, Fungi, Ascomycota, Sordariomycetes, Hypocreales, Hypocreaceae.
AUGUCGACCGACUAUAAGUUCGAAGGAUGGAUGGGAGAUGAUGCCGCCUCCUCACAAGGCAACAUGAUUUGGAGGGAGUUUCAGCCAAAGGAGUGGGAAGAGACCGACGUUGACAUCAAAGUCACACACUCUGGCAUUUGCGGUUCAGACCUACACACUCUGCGAUCAGGAUGGGGCGCCACCGAGUAUCCCUGCGUCGUAGGACACGAAAUCGUCGGUGUUGCAGUUCGAGUCGGCUCUAAGGCUGAAGGCGACAUUAAGGUUGGCGAUAUUGUUGGCGUUGGUGCUCAGAGUGACUCCUGCCUUGGCCGGGACGGGCCAUGUUCAACUUGUGAGGCAGGCUUAGAGCAGUACUGCGCCAGCAACGUCAACACUUAUAAUGCUAGACAUCGCAACAACGGUAAAGCAUAUGGUGGCUACGCUUUGUAUCACCGUGCUCCUGCCCACUUUGUUGUCAAAAUUCCAAGUGGUGUUGCCCCCGAGUUUGCUGCCCCUCUGAUGUGCGGAGGCAUUACCGUUUACUCGCCACUCAAGUUCCACGGCGCUGGUCCCGGUAAGAAGGUUGGUGUUGUCGGUGUCGGUGGCCUCGGCCACUUUGCCGUGCUGUUUGCCAAGGCAUUCGGCGUCGAUGAGGUUGUCGGAAUCUCAAGGAGAGAAAACAAGAGGGCGGAUGCUAUCAACUUGGGAUGCGAUGACUACAUUGCAACGAGCGAUGACAAAGAUUGGAUUAAGAAGAACAAGGAGCGCUUUGAUCUCAUCAUCUCAACCGCUUCUUCCGAGGAUAUGCCUCUUAACGGAUACCUGGCCCUUCUUAAGCACAACGGAACGCUUGUGCAGGUUGGCGCUCCUGAAGCUCCUGUCCCUCUCCGGCCUUUUGCCCUCAUUGCCGGCCGCAAGAAUCUCACUGGCUCAGGUAUCGGCAGCCCGGCCGAGAUCCGUGAUAUGAUGCAGCUCGCCGCCGACAAGCAAAUCAAGCCGUGGGUGGAACUGCGACCUAUGAGCGAGGCAAACCAGGCCAUUGUUGAUCUGGAGGCGGGCAAGCCUAGAUUCCGUUACGUCCUGGUGAACGAAUGGUAA